AUGUCACCGAAGGGGGGCAAACUCUGUGCCAGCAAAGGAAAGAAGAAACAUUUGCAAGGCACAUUCCGGGAAAGAGAUGGAAUGGCUGUUGUUCAGAAAGUUUAUGAUGGAUUUGGGGAUAGUGAUGGAAAUAUAGCAGAUAUCAAUCAAGGACAGAUUUUUCAGGGAUUUAGAAAUGUUGGUCAAUGUGCUGGCACAGAGUAUGCCCUCCUUCUAGUGAUGUCCUAUGACCGUUAUGCUGCCAUCUGCUGUCCUCUGCACUAUGAGAUCAUCAUGAAUAGAGGUGCCUGUGUGCAGAUGGUGACAGCAUCAUGGUUUUGUGGGUGUGUCUAUGGAUCCAUUCAUGUUGCUGGCACAUUUUCUGUUCGUUUUUGUGGUCCCAACAUCGUGCACCAAUUCUUUUGUGAUGUCUCAUCAUUGCUCACACUUGCUUGUUCUGGACAGAAAACCCUAGAAUAUGCAUUUAUAAUUGGUAGUUGUUGUUUUGUGUUUAUAUGUUUUAUUUUAUUGAUUGUAUCCUAUGUUCACAUUUUUUCAACUGUUCUAAGAAUCCCAUUUGCCAAAGGAAGGUUGAGAAGUCUGUCCACCUGCCUGCCCCACCUCACUGUGGUGACACUGUUUCUCUUUUCUGGGAGUAUCACGUCUUUAGCUACAAAUUUUAAAUCUUCAUCUUCAGUGAAAGUAUUGAUAUCUGUGCUUUACACGGUGUUACCUCCCAUUAUGAAUCCUGUCAUCUACAGCCUGCGAAACUGCGAUGUGCACAUGGCCUUGGGUAAACUGAUAGCGUCAUGGUUCCUGACACACUUGGCUGGUGGCCAGGAAGACUCUAUCUCUCUGGCGUUGCGGGCCCUGAUGCACUUGGCUGGUGGCCAGGAGGGCUUUGUCCUGAACGCCCUCCUGGAACUUCAUCAAGUCCCAUGUUCCCUGCGUUCUGAGAACAAAGGUCAGGCAGGGACAGUUCCUUCCAUUCCCCAGCGAGGAUGA
Molecule: messenger RNA, 984 nt
Organism: Suricata suricatta (meerkat)
Lineage: Eukaryota; Metazoa; Chordata; Mammalia; Carnivora; Herpestidae
Product: olfactory receptor 14A16-like
Exons: 3
Coding region: 1-984 (327 amino acids)
Biological process (GO): G protein-coupled receptor signaling pathway
Cellular component (GO): membrane
Molecular function (GO): olfactory receptor activity; odorant binding
Source: RefSeq, a predicted model, not a curated record